Cynara cardunculus var. scolymus (artichoke) is the source of this 442-nucleotide messenger RNA. Its product is annotated as CASP-like protein 5B2. Gene Ontology annotation, cellular component: membrane. The annotation marks the transcript as partial. NCBI's taxonomy places the organism in Eukaryota, Viridiplantae, Streptophyta, Magnoliopsida, Asterales, Asteraceae. The record is from RefSeq and is a predicted model, not a curated record. The transcript has a single exon.
GUGACGGCUACUUUGUCCCUCGCGGCUGCUUGUUCAUCAGCUGGGAUCGUGGUACUAUACGCAAGAGACUUGCAUUUCUGCAACAACUCUAAAAUGCAUCUCCCAUGCAACAGAUUUGAGAUCUCAAUAGCUAUGGCUUUCAUAACAUGGUUCUUUAUUGCCAUAUCUUCUCAUGUUAUGUUUUGGUUAUUAGCCUCUGCUUAACCAACCAUCGCUGACCGGCCAUCCGUUCACCUGUUUUCCGUGAAAAAAAAGUUCUUGCUUAACUCGUGUGUGUAUUUCGGUUGUUAAGAAUUAUUCAAAUUUUGAUCCUGCAGCAUUGUAUUUGUCAAUCCUGUGUUUUGUCAUUGGUUUGUACCUUCAAAAUGAACAUCCGAACUCCCGACUGGAAAUGAAAAUGAUGGUUUAUGUGUUGUAGACAAGCACGAUGGCGGUUUGUUGA